Oikopleura dioica is the source of this 5526-nucleotide messenger RNA. The record is from the annotation of a GenBank genome assembly. NCBI's taxonomy places the organism in Eukaryota, Metazoa, Chordata, Appendicularia, Copelata, Oikopleuridae.
AUGGAAAUCGUUUCCGGUCAAAGUAACAAAUUCCAACUUGACGAUCUUCUUCCUGGAACCCGCUACGAAGCCAAUCUUUACUCAAUGGUCGGGCAGAAAGAAUCUGUUCCCCAGCGAAUGCUUUUUGCUACCAUUCCUGAAGAUCCCCACAACGUCGAAGCAGAAAGCAUUUCUGCCAAUAAAGUCAAGCUCACUUGGAAUCACUCGGGCGGUAAUCGAGAACACUACCGAAUCUCUUUCUUUCCCCAUGCUCCAAACGCGUACCCAGAAUCGCCAGCUCUCGUUGAUGGAAUCCUCAACGAAGUGAUUAUCGAAGGACUUGAUGGAAACACAGACUACUUCUUCGUUGUUGCCGCUGAAACUUACAAUGUCUAUUCUGACGGUGCAUUUGCUCAGGCUUCGACUGGCACUGAUUGGUGCUUGCUCAAAGGAACAAAAUGCGGUCCCAUGGGUGAAUGUGUAAACUACGCCAACAUGGGCAAAUGCGAGUGCAAAAAGGGCUACACUGGCGACGGCUUCUCCUGCUCUGACGUAAACGAGUGUCUCACUGGCAAAUCCGAUUGCGAUGAACACGCUUCCUGUACAAACACCAUUGGUAGCCACGUGUGCACUUGCCCCAACGGUUUCAUCGACUUCAAUGGCGACGGAACUCGAUGUGACGAUGUCAACGAGUGCGAUACCAUCCGACCACGAUGCCACAGCUUGGGCCAUUGCGUCAAUUAUCCAGGAACAUACGCUUGCGAAUGUCUCCCAGGCUAUUAUGGCGAUGGAACUUCAAGCUGCGCCGAUGUGGACGAAUGCGUUCAAGACAACCCCUGCUCGGACAAUGCGAUCUGCACCAACACCGUGGGCAGCGUAACCUGCGAGUGCAAAAAGGGCUUCGAGGGCGACGGCUUUACGUGCAAGGAUAUCAACGAGUGCGAAACUGGCGAUCACAACUGCACGCCUCUCGGUGGCAAGUGCUGGAACAAACCGGGCGGCUACGGUUGCAUGUGCAUCGAUGGUUUUAAGGGCAACGGGUGGAAGUGCGAGGACAUCAAUGAGUGCGAAAAGGAUGAUGUUUGUCACGAGCGAGCUGAGUGCUUCAACGAACCUGGGGGAUACAGAUGCAAGUGCAAAACAGGAUACCGAGGCGACGGGGUCAAACUUUGCGUUGACAUGGACGAGUGCGCAGCUGGAAUGCACAAGUGCGAUUCCAAUGCGUCCUGCAAGAACUACGUCGGAACUCAUCGAUGCAAAUGCAAGAAAGGCUUCAAAGAUCUUGGAAGUGCUUUCCGAGGCGAAUGCGAGGACAUUGACGAGUGCGCUGUCAAAAAUCAGUGCACUGGAAAGCCGAAUAUUCAAUGCAUCAAUGUUCCAGGAGGCUACAGAUGCAAAUGCAAGGAGGGCAUGAUUGGUGAUCUUCGAAAAGGAUGCAGAGACCAGGACGAAUGCAUUGCUGGAACUCAUCAAUGCUCUCCUUAUGCGAUUUGCACAAAUACACUCGGCUCCCACAAGUGCGCCUGCCGAGCUGGCUUCAAAGGAGACGGCCUCGCCUGCGAGGACAUCAACGAAUGCGCCACUGGCAACCACAACUGCAACGCCAAGGGAACCAGAUGCGUCAACAAGCCCGGCUCGUUCGAGUGCCAGUGCGCGCCUGGAUACAGUGGAAAUCCGAAAACUGGAUGCUACGAUGUCAACGAGUGCAAAAACGGAGUCGCAACUUGUCCAAAAGACUCUUCCUGCGUCAACAUUUUAGGCAGCUACAAGUGCAACUGUGCCCCGGGAUUUGAAGGCGAUGGCGCUUCCUGCAACGACAUCAACGAAUGCGAAGAUGGAUCUCAUACCUGUCACGCUUCUGCUAAAUGCACCAACACUGUUGGCAGCUACGACUGCUCCUGUCCAACUGGCUUUACCGGCGACGGCUUCAGCUGCACCGACAUCGACGAAUGUGAAAACAACGAACACUCUUGUGGAACCAACGCCGUCUGCGUCAACUUUGAAGGCGGAUACGAUUGCGCUUGCCCCGCUGGAUUCACUAAGGACGGCGUCACUUGCGAAGAGCCCGAUCGUUGCUCUCCAAAUCCUUGUCCGCCAGGCGCUGAGUGCAAAAAUCAGCACGGAACGUUCGUGUGCGCUUGUCCGGAUGGAUUCAAGUCGCGCGCCGGCGUCGGAUGCGUCAACGUCGAUGAAUGCGCCGAGGGACUCGCAGGAUGCCACGAGCACGCGAUUUGCAUCGACAACGAGGGCAGCUUCCAAUGCAAAUGCAAGUCCGGAUACGAAGGAAACGGGCGCGACUGCUCCGACAUUGACGAAUGCGCCAGUUCGAUGGGCAGCGAUUGCGACAGAAACGCCAAAUGCAAGAACGUUAUUGGCGGGCACGAGUGCACCUGCAAACCUGGUUUCAUUGGCGACGGACUCACGUGUGAAAUGGUCGAUGCUUGUCUCGCUGGAGAACACAACUGUAGAUUCCCGAAAGUCUGUAUUCCGCUCAAAAAGGGAGGACACGAAUGUGCUUGCGAUGGAGGUUUCUUUGCUCCGAAAAAUGCUCCGGAUACUUGCGUUGAUAUCGACGAGUGCACCAUGGGCACGCACAAUUGCGAAAAGUGCGAAAAUCGCGAUGGCGGUUUCACCUGCCAAUGUCAAGAAGGACACUUCCGCUCCGGUGGCGUCUGCAGGGAAAGAGACGAGUGUGCUCUUGGGCUUCACGAUUGCGACGUCAAUGCUAGUUGCUUGAACACCGGAAAAGGCUUCAAAUGCCGCUGCAAAGAUGGCUACUCCGGCGACGGAAAAACUUGCGAAGACGUUGACGAGUGCAUUGUAGGAGUCCUGCGCGAAAUGGUCACUCCUAAGAAAGAUAGCGGAAAAACAAUUUCACUUCGAUCAGCUUGUCCUGGUGCCGAGUGCGUCAAUACUGUUGGCAGUUACAAGUGCAAAUGCAAGGAUGGCUUCAAAGUCUCUGCAGGAAAAUGCGUUGACAUCAAUGAAUGCGAUAAUGGCAGCCAUAAUUGCAAGUCUGUUGGUCAAAAAUGCGUCAAUACUGCUGGCUCCUUCAAGUGCAUCUGCGCUGCUGGCUACCUCGGCAGUGGAGAGCAGUGUGUCAAAUCGAAGUGCUCCGCCCUCCGCGACAUUCCUGUCAUUGACAUUACUUCCUGUACCUCGACCGAGUGCGAAAUGGCUUGCACUGAGGGCUUCCGCCGCGUUUCCGGCGAAACUUCGCGCAAAUGCGACUGGCGUGGGAAAUGGGCCUCGAGUUCCGACCAGCUCAAGUGCGAUGACGUCGACGAAUGCGCUGAAGGCACGGCCGAGUGCGAUCUUCGAUACGGUGUUUGUCGCAACACUCGUGGCUCGUACGAAUGCUCCUGUCCCGAAGGAUUCAAGGGAGACGGCAAGACUUGCAUUGAAAUCGACGAGUGCAUCGAGGGAGGUCACAAUUGUGAUGAACAGGCAGAAUGCGCCAAUACAGAAGGUGGAUUCAUUUGCACUUGCAAGGAGGGAUUCUUUGGCUCUGGACAAACCUGCGUUGAUGAUAACGAAUGCCGUGAUACCACGCUUUGCAGCCAGCCGAAUAUGCGCUGCACCAACACCUUUGGCUCCUACAAGUGCACUUGCGAAGACGGUUUCCAACAAAACGGCGACAGCUGCUUGCCCGCAAAAUCUCCCGGAAUCUGUGCAACUAAAAACUGUCACCCAGACGCCUUCUGCAUGGGAAUCGGAAACGAUGCUUCAUGCGUAUGUAAUGCUGGCUUCCGCGGGAACGGUUUCUAUUGCGAGGAUUUGGACGAGUGCGGAUUGGAAAUGCACGAGUGCCACGGCAACGCCACCAACACCCCAGGCAGCUACGAAUGCGUCUGCGCUGAUGGCUACGCAAAGAAUCAAAAAGACGAAUGUGUAAAUGACGUUUGCCGCCACGAGAAAUGUCACAAAAACGCUGAGUGCAAGGUCAUCUCGGGAUGGAAGAAACACGAGGCAAAGUGUGAGUGCUUGGAAGGAUUCGAAGGCGAUGGCGAAAAUAUUUGCGCUGAUAUCAACGAAUGCGCCUUUGAUAUUCACGAUUGUCACGUCGCUGCGAAGUGCACCAACACCCCUGGCUCGUAUGAGUGCUCUUGUCUUGACAGCUACGAAGGAGACGGCAAAGAAUGCUUCAACACGGCCGAGGUCCGCGCUCAACGAAUCGAAGAAGCUCGAAAUGAGGCGAUGCAGUUCUCCAGCGCCACUGGAUCGGCCGAUGAAGAUGGCGAAGAAAUCGACCCAUGUGAGUCGAGCCCUUGUUUUUCCACUCAGCAAUGCUCUCGACUGUCGAAUACAGAAUUCGAGUGCAUCUGUGGAAUGUACGAGACAAUGACACCGACUGGCUACUGUGUUCCAAAAGCAGCAACAGCUCCAAUAAUAACUCAGCAAGAGCAAAAAUCACCAGGAUCUUUUGGAAAACCAGCAGGACCACAGUAUCAAGCGUUCCUGCCAGGAAGAGCGCAAUCUGUUGCUCCGAAGAAGCCAGGAACAAGUACUUGGUCUCGAAGCUUCUUCAAUUCCAACAGUCCGGCCAAGCCAAGUUUCCAGAAGCCCACUGCCAAGCCUGCUUUCGUCCCUCGAACAACUCGAAAACCAAUCACUACUCGCAGACCUGUCACUACUCGAGCACCAACUACUCAGAGAACGACUCAAAGAACACAACCAGCUACAACUCCACUAAGAUGGAUGCCACCAAUGAAGCCAAUUGUUGCUGUUGCUACCAAUCGACCAGUUACAACUCGACCUACUUCGCGAACAACAAUGAACAGUUGGAUGGCUGCGCAGGAGACUACCGACUUCGAAUGCGCCUGCAAGGACGGAUACAAGGGCAAUGGAAUGCUUUGCAUGAAUAUUGACGAGUGCGCGACUGGUGCUCAUACCUGCGCCGCUUCUGAGAAAUGCGAAGACACCAAGGGAAGCUUCAGCUGUGUUGGAGUGAAAUGUCCCCCGAUUGGUACCUUUGAUUUGGCGCUGUUGCUCGAUACAAACGUUGAUAUUGGUGAUUCCGGUCUUGCAGCCACAAAAGCAUUUGCGAAGGAGAUGAUUGAUUCUUUCGAAGUUGGCGCUUCCAGUGCAAAGGUCACCGUUGCUGGUUAUUCAGGAGAAAAAGUGUCACCGUCAGUUUUCCUCCUUGAUUCCGCCACAAGUCCGAAGCCAACUCUUCUCUCAAAAGUCGACAGCAUCAACUUCAGCGGCCGAGACUUGCGAAUCGAGCGAGCUCUCGCAUUCCUCGUCAAUUUCUCCUUCCUUGAGGCAAUGGGUCGAAGACCUGACAAGCCUGGCAUCGCCAUCCUCACAGCCUCAAAGAAAACUUAUUCCGCAUCUGCGUUGGACGCUGUUGUCCGACGAAUUCGAACUGACAAAACAACGCGCUACAUUACCAUCGGCGUCGGUGAAGCUUCAAAAACCGAAAUGGCAUCAGUUUCGGGCAAUCCACAGUACGUUUUCAACAUCGACUCCUACGAUCAACUUCCAUCGCUGAUGCCCAAGAUCAUGGAUCUCAUUUGCGAGAUCGACGCAGAGUACAAUCAAUAA